This is a messenger RNA of Anastrepha obliqua, 2016 nucleotides long. RefSeq names its product actin, cytoplasmic A3a. Gene Ontology annotation, biological process: mitotic cytokinesis. Bases 191 to 1321 code for a protein of 376 amino acids. The record is from RefSeq and is a predicted model, not a curated record. The transcript has 2 exons. NCBI's taxonomy places the organism in Eukaryota, Metazoa, Arthropoda, Insecta, Diptera, Tephritidae.
GGCGGCCCAUUCGUUGUUGGAGUGUCAAAGUGUUCGGUUGAAUUUCUAUUCCCAAUUUGCAAUCCGAGAUUUCUAAUUUAGUGCCAAGUCAGCAGCUAAAAGCAGCCGCGAAAUUUAAAUAAAGCGUGUAGUGUGUCGAUCAACGAGUUUUAAUUUAAUUUGAUUGUAAAAAAGAUUUAGAGCAGACAAAAUGUGUGACGAAGAAGUUGCUGCCUUGGUUGUUGACAAUGGUUCCGGUAUGUGCAAGGCCGGUUUCGCCGGUGAUGAUGCGCCCCGCGCUGUCUUCCCCUCAAUUGUGGGUCGCCCACGUCAUCAGGGUGUCAUGGUCGGUAUGGGCCAAAAGGACUCGUACGUCGGUGAUGAGGCACAGAGCAAACGUGGUAUCUUAACCCUGAAAUACCCCAUCGAGCACGGUAUUGUGACCAAUUGGGAUGAUAUGGAGAAGAUCUGGCAUCACACCUUCUACAAUGAACUGCGUGUAGCCCCCGAGGAGCACCCAGUCCUGCUGACUGAAGCCCCCUUGAAUCCAAAGGCUAACCGUGAGAAGAUGACACAGAUCAUGUUCGAAACCUUCAACACACCCGCCAUGUAUGUGGCCAUCCAAGCUGUGCUAUCGCUGUACGCCUCUGGUCGUACCACUGGUAUUGUGCUGGAUUCUGGUGAUGGUGUAUCCCACACUGUACCCAUCUAUGAAGGUUAUGCCCUGCCACACGCCAUCCUUCGUUUGGAUUUGGCUGGUCGUGACUUAACCGACUACCUAAUGAAGAUCUUGACUGAGCGUGGUUAUUCAUUCACCACCACUGCCGAACGUGAAAUCGUUCGUGAUAUUAAGGAGAAGCUGUGCUACGUCGCACUUGACUUCGAACAGGAGAUGGCCACCGCUGCGUCCAGCUCAUCAUUGGAGAAAUCAUAUGAAUUGCCUGAUGGUCAAGUGAUCACCAUCGGCAAUGAACGUUUCCGCUGCCCAGAAGCCCUCUUCCAACCUUCAUUCUUGGGUAUGGAAGCCUCCGGCAUUCACGAAACCACAUACAAUUCGAUCAUGAAAUGCGAUGUGGAUAUCCGUAAAGACUUAUACGCCAACACUGUGCUGUCUGGUGGUACCACUAUGUACCCAGGUAUUGCUGACCGUAUGCAGAAGGAAAUCACCAGUUUAGCUCCAUCAACAAUGAAGAUCAAGAUCAUUGCGCCACCAGAACGUAAAUACUCCGUCUGGAUCGGUGGUUCUAUCCUUGCUUCUCUGUCUACCUUCCAACAGAUGUGGAUCUCGAAACAGGAAUACGACGAGUCCGGCCCAUCAAUCGUGCACAGGAAAUGCUUCUAAACUGGUUAAUGGUAUUUCACAUAACUGUAACCAACCAAAAUUUUAGAACUUUAAAUGAUUUUUUUUUAAGUUUCCAUUCAAAUGUAUUAUUUUCUAAUUAUUUAAAAUGUUACAAAAACUUGAGAGAAAAGAAUAAGAUUGGCAAACUCUUCUUGUCAUGCAUUCGUCUAUGUGCGAGUGGGACAUGAGGGAAUAUUACAACCAAAAAGCUAAAAAUGUCGAUUUUUUCUUUUUAUUUUUUGGAAAUUUUCAAAAUUCACAAAUUCAAAUGAUUGUACCAAUAAAACACCACAGUUCCAUAUGGAGUUUAAAUCAUCUUCAUAAAUGCAUAAAACACAUUUCACAAAAUGUUUUCAUUACAUACAUAACUGACUAGUAUAUUCAUAUGCACCAUCAGCAUAAAAACUUUUUGUGUUCUAAUUCAUAAAGAACAAAUUUGCUCAAGUAGAUGCUAACGAUGGAAUUAAGCUUGUGCAGCCAUCGCCCUUGGUAUCCAACUGACGCAAAUUUCCAUUUUUAUAUGUACUUGCAAGAAAUGUAAUGUUAACUUCAAUGUUUAUUUUUUAUGACAUUUGGUUUUUAAUUACAUGCGUAUUGAUUUUCUUACGCUAAAAUGUUAAUUAAACAAGAAAAUUACUAAAGACUUGAACAACAAAAAAUAUUAAUAAAAAAGAAAUAUUUUCUUAAACAAGUAA